UACUUCAUUCCAAAAGAAUAGACUUAAAGUUGAUGGUACCCAAAAAGCGUUUGGCACUCUUAUUUGGCUUCUUGAUACACUGAUGCUGGCGUCAAAUAAGCGAAGGAAAAUGAAAUAAAUAGGCAUGCUACCCAUAAAAAAAUACUUCGCCAAGUAGUCACAAAGUUAAUGUUUUCCCCUCAUAUUUUCCCUCAUCUUUUCUCACAUAUCUUUUCCCAACUUUUCCCACACAAUUUACCAAACAUGGCUCUCACUUUCAAUCUCUUCUGCAUCCUCGACGGACACACGGUUUCGUCUUCUUUUUCCGUGGAGGUUGCACUUGGUGCCACUGUCGAUAAGCUUAAAGAGUCCAUCAAGGCCAGAAUGAGUGCCGGGCUUGAGGGUGUAGAUUCGAACACUCUUACCCUUUGGAAGGUCUCCAUACCCGUUACCAAAGAAGACAUGAACAAGGUCAUUUCUCUGGAAGAACUGACUGACAAAGAGGUUCUACUCCCAACCACUCCACUCAGAGUUGCUUUUGAAGGGCUGAAGGAAGGCCAAUUUAUCCACAUAUUCGUUCAAUGUCCACCGAAAGGACCUUCUCAACUGAUGCUCAAGAUCUAUUUUCCGGAGAAGAAACAAAAGGUUUCCUGGACCACUAAUCAUACUACUGUCCUCCUCGAGGAGCUGAAGACCAUUGUCAUUAAUAACCAUGACGGCAUUGAUAUCGGAAAUGUAAAAAUAUCAAUUCAGCAUCGCCGAAGACUUUGCCACGCCUCGUCAUUGCCAGAAACACCCGCCACCGACAAAGACCUGCGUAACAUCCUCUGCACCUAUUCCAAGAGGGGACUCGGAACGCUUUCCGUCCGUGUCCCAGACCAUAUUCAUCGUUCAGGUUCCAGGAGGUCUGCGAGCUUUCAACCCAGAAAAAAUUCCUCUUGAAGAAAUUUUCCCCGAGGAAGAGUCAUCAGAUAGAAAAUUGGAGGCUCUGGCUGGGCUUUACGAACAAUUGGCUACUUAUCAAGAGACAAAGCGGCCUCGAGAGUCUGAAGCAGAGGUGUCCAUUUGGGUCGGAGCCUUCCUCAGCCAUGCUCUAAAUGUAUACAAGGGUCAAUUAAUUUUAAGGGUGGAG
Molecule: messenger RNA, 1111 nt
Organism: Lobosporangium transversale
Lineage: Eukaryota; Fungi; Mortierellomycota; Mortierellomycetes; Mortierellales; Mortierellaceae
Exons: 2
Coding region: 169-921 (250 amino acids)
Source: RefSeq, a predicted model, not a curated record